CGCCCGGACUCCGAACGCCGAAGGCCCAGGGCCGGAAGCGCGCGCAGCCACAGCUGCAGCGUGUCAGUCGGGAAGGAGGGAGGGAACGAACGAGCGAGCGAAGCCGCGGCGACCGGACGAGAUGGCGGCCUUCUCCGAGAUGGGUGUUAUGCCUGAAAUUGCACAAGCUGUGGAAGAGAUGGACUGGCUUCUCCCAACUGAUAUCCAGGCUGAAUCUAUCCCACUGAUCCUAGGAGGAGGUGAUGUACUUAUGGCUGCAGAAACAGGAAGUGGAAAAACUGGUGCUUUCAGUAUUCCAGUCAUCCAGAUAGUUUAUGAAACUCUAAAAGACCAACAGGAAGGCAAAAAAGGAAAAACAACAAUUAAAACUGGUGCUUCAGUGCUCAACAAAUGGCAAAUGAACCCAUAUGAUAGAGGAUCUGCUUUUGCAAUUGGGUCAGACGGCCUUUGUUGUCAAAGCAGAGAAGUAAAGGAAUGGCAUGGGUGUAGAGCUACUAAAGGAUUAAUGAAAGGGAAACACUACUACGAAGUUUCCUGUCAUGACCAAGGAUUAUGCAGAGUUGGCUGGUCCACCAUGCAGGCCUCCUUAGACCUAGGUACUGACAAGUUUGGAUUUGGCUUUGGUGGAACAGGAAAAAAAUCCCAUAAUAAACAGUUUGAUAAUUAUGGAGAGGAAUUCACUAUGCACGAUACUAUUGGAUGUUACCUAGAUAUAGAUAAAGGGCAUGUCAAGUUCUCCAAAAAUGGAAAAGAUCUUGGUCUGGCAUUUGAAAUACCACAGCAUGUGAAAAACCAAGCCUUCUUUCCUGCCUGUGUUCUGAAGAAUGCUGAACUAAAAUUUAACUUCGGUGAAGAAGAAUUUAAGUUUCCUCCAAAAGAUGGUUUCGUUGCUGUUUCCAAGGCACUGGAUAGUUACGUUGUCAAAUCACAGCACUCAGGGAGUGCACAGGUGUCACAAACAAAGUUUCUCCCCAACGCUCCAAAAGCACUCAUCGUCGAACCUUCCCGGGAACUAGCUGAACAAACUUUGAAUAACGUCAAGCAGUUUAAGAAAUAUAUUGAUAACCCUAAAUUAAGGGAACUUCUGAUAAUUGGAGGUGUUGCAGCACGGGAUCAGCUCUCUGUUUUGGAUAAUGGGGUCGACAUAGUUGUAGGCACUCCAGGAAGACUAGAUGAUUUGGUGUCGACUGGAAAGCUGAACUUAUCUCAAGUUAGAUUCCUGGUCCUGGAUGAAGCUGAUGGACUUCUUUCUCAAGGCUAUUCUGACUUUAUAAAUAGGAUGCACAGUCAGAUUCCUCAGAUUACCUCUGAUGGGAAGAGACUUCAGGUGAUUGUUUGCUCUGCUACUUUACAUUCUUUUGAUGUAAAGAAGCUGUCUGAAAAGAUAAUGCAUUUUCCCACAUGGGUUGAUUUAAAAGGAGAAGAUUCCGUUCCAGAUACCGUGCACCAUGUUGUUGUCCCAGUGAACCCCAAAACUGACAAACUCUGGGAAAGGCUUGGAAAAAACCACAUCCGGACCGAUGACGUACAUGCAAAAGACAACACGAGACCUGGUGCUAACAGCCCAGAGAUGUGGUCUGAAGCUAUUAAAAUCUUGAAGGGGGAGUAUGCUGUCCGGGCAAUCAAAGAACACAAGAUGGAUCAAGCCAUCAUCUUCUGUAGAACCAAAAUUGACUGCGAUAACUUAGAGCAGUACUUUAUGCAACAAGGAGGAGGACCUGAUAAAAAAGGACACCAGUUCUCAUGUGUUUGUCUUCAUGGUGACAGAAAACCCCAUGAGAGAAAGCAAAACUUGGAAAGAUUUAAGAAAGGAGAUGUAAGAUUCUUGAUUUGCACUGAUGUAGCUGCUAGAGGAAUUGAUAUCCAUGGUGUUCCCUAUGUUAUAAAUGUCACCCUGCCUGAUGAAAAGCAAAACUAUGUACAUCGAAUUGGCAGAGUAGGAAGAGCUGAAAGGAUGGGUCUAGCCAUUUCCCUGGUGGCAACAGAAAAAGAGAAGGUUUGGUAUCAUGUAUGUAGCAACCGUGGAAAAGGUUGCUAUAACACAAGACUCAAGGAAGAUGGUGGCUGUACCAUAUGGUACAAUGAGAUGCAGUUACUAUCUGAGAUAGAAGAACACCUGAACUGUACCAUUUCUCAGGUUGAGCCAGAUAUAAAGGUACCUGUGGAUGAAUUUGAUGGGAAAGUUACCUAUGGUCAAAAAAGGGCUAUUGGUGGUGGAAACUAUAAAGGCCAUGUGGAUAUUUUGGCACCUACCGUUCAAGAGUUGGCUGCCCUUGAAAAGGAGGCACAGACAUCUUUCCUGCAUCUUGGCUACCUUCCUAACCAGCUGUUCAGAACCUUCUGAAUUUCACAUAUACUGAAUAAGAUUUGAGUAAAAAAAAAUAUGUAGUCUUAAAACUCUAAAAUAGUUGUACUGCUUCCAAGCAGCAGUAUUUAUAGUAACUUAAGCUAUUAAUGCGAACUCUUGCAUGUCAAGAAACAUUAGUCGUAGGAAUUCCUCAUAAAAUGGUAGCCUAAUGAAAAUAAAUUUGACAACUAUAUUUCCAUGAA
Tupaia belangeri chinensis (Chinese tree shrew) is the source of this 2550-nucleotide messenger RNA. It is a transcript of the gene DDX1, whose product is annotated as DEAD-box helicase 1. The record is from RefSeq and is a predicted model, not a curated record. Gene Ontology annotation, molecular function: protein binding; nucleic acid binding; RNA helicase activity. The transcript has 26 exons. NCBI's taxonomy places the organism in Eukaryota, Metazoa, Chordata, Mammalia, Scandentia, Tupaiidae. The coding region runs from base 122 to 2344 and encodes 740 amino acids.